Messenger RNA from Lindgomyces ingoldianus, 796 nucleotides. RefSeq lists its product as uncharacterized. The record is from RefSeq and is a predicted model, not a curated record. Lineage: Eukaryota; Fungi; Ascomycota; Dothideomycetes; Pleosporales; Lindgomycetaceae. The transcript has 4 exons. Gene Ontology annotation, biological process: mitochondrial respiratory chain complex I assembly. The coding region runs from base 55 to 633 and encodes 192 amino acids.
CCAGACACCCUCCAGCUCUUGACAUCCCCAUCCGCAGCCGCCACCCCGUCCGCCAUGGCUGCCGAACACGAUGCCUUUCACCCAGUCGAUACCCUGGCGAACACGGCCAGCACCAUCCUCCAAACCACCGCCUGUGGCGCCAUUGUCGCCGGUGUGCAGAACACUUUAAGGAAGCAGAAUGUAGGCGCCAUGGGUAUCAUCACCCGCUCAGGACACAUAAUUGCGACAUUUGCCGGUGUUGGUGCCUUUUAUCAAUUCUCUCGUGACUCUGCCGCCAACCUCCGGUCAAAAGAGGACGCAUAUAAUGAAGCAAUUGGCGGUUUCAUGGGAGGCGCAGUAGUAGGUCUAGCGAGAAGACGCAUACCGGUGAUGCUUGGAUCUGGGGCUGCAUUGGCUGUGGUCAUGUCAGCGUUCUACUACACCAAGGGAUUCAGAGGAUAUAGAUAUGGACAGGACCUAGAGGAAGAUGAGGUUGAGCGAAAGGAGCGAAUGAAGAAGCUCCGCCGGCGCCCGAUCCAAGAGACCAUUGAUCAACUGGGCGAGGGCCGGGGUAUCUAUGCACCAGGGUGGGAGGAGAGACGACGAGAGCGAUUGAUGAAGAAGUACGGCGUCGACGUAGGUCCGUACCAGUAAGCGCAGCCACAGCAGCCAAUACCUUUUCCUUGGAGUCUAGUCAAGCAAGAGCAAAGGCUGACCACAGAGAUCUAAGCCUCCACUGGCUUGUGUAUAUAUUGAUCCAAAAUCGAAGAUCCGCAAUUGCAGACGCCGUGCGCAGUUUCGUGGCACAAAGUUCACA